Molecule: messenger RNA, 1105 nt
Organism: Ciona intestinalis (vase tunicate)
Lineage: Eukaryota; Metazoa; Chordata; Ascidiacea; Phlebobranchia; Cionidae
Source: RefSeq, a predicted model, not a curated record
GCAAGCAGCUAUUUCUGCAGGGUGUAUGUAUGACAGAUGAUGGAGCAGAUAAAGUUUGCACGGCUAUAAAUUGAAGAGAAUUUCGACUAAAAUGUUCAUUUAGUGUUACAGGUUACAGCUAAAGAGUCUUGCAGCAAUAGUUUGUACAAUGGUUUCCAUGGUCGGCUUAGUUGUCUGCUGUAUGUUUGUACCGCUGGUUCUUGGCGACUGGGCAGAUACUGCUGUUGGAUAUGAGCAUCCAGUGUGGAAUUUAACCGACAACCAACCUAAGGACGGGUCAUACCAAGUGCGACGCUACGCGCCCUGUCAUUGGGUAACUACAAAUGUCACAGCUUGGACAUGGGACGAAGCUGGUGGGACUGGAUUCAAGAGGCUUUUUGCUUAUAUAAACGGGGAUAACAACCGAGGCGUCAAAAUAGACAUGACUGUGCCCGUAGUCGUAAAAAUUACCUCCAACCCGUGUGUCUUCUGCCAGAACGUGUAUACUGUAUAUUUCUACAUACCACAGUUGUACCAAGCAAACCCACCAACUCCAACCGACCCUUCUGUCAAGGUUAAGUUUCUUGACAAACCCUGGGUGGAAUACGCCAGGCGAUUCACAGGUUUUGCAGAAGGAAUGGACCCGUUUGUUGAGACCAACCAAUUGUGGAGCGACAUGGAGAGGAACGGCGUAAAUUGCACUAAAAUAUUUGAUUCUUACAUGUACAUGGCCAGCUUCGAUUCUCCGUUUAAAAUGUUCCAUCGUCAUAACGAAGUCAGUCUUCAACAGCAGGCGGGCAAAUAGGCCGAUGUGAUGAUACGUAAUGUGAAAACGAAAACCUGAAAAAAAUCCCUCAUCGGUUUAGCUGUUACAAAACUGUGUGCCCCAUUAUCAUACCAUGGCCCAAGCGUGUAAAACACGCUGCCAUGUAAUUUUUUCUGCUGUUUAAUUUGCGCGUAUAUUGCAUCUGCUUCUUACGCGGUGUUCACCUUAUAAAAUGUAUAUUUGUAUCUCGUUAAGCUAGACAGAUUUUGGGGCAUUUUAUCAAGUCAUUCCUGUCAUGUCCUUUCCUCCGCGCUUUCUUUGUGGGAAAUAUAAACCGCCAACAAUACGGUGAUCACAUUA